UCCUGCUGAUUUUAAUCCUAACUCAUUAAGGAACCGAGAGCAAGUGCCUGUGCAAGCCCUCUGGGGAAAGAGAGAAAGUGACAGGAGAAGGACAGAGCACUAACAAUCCAUCAAAAGAGACAAGUGGACUUAAUUCACGGCUUGAGAGACAGAAGAAGGGAGAAAUUCUUUUACUUUUGCUGCUCAGUCUCAUGCCUGCUUUCCCUCAUUGCCCUUUCCCUUGCUUUUCCUAAACCUCUCUGCUCGUAAUCGUAACGUGUGGCCUGUUCAAGCAUGCCCACAAACGGACUUAGCCGGGCUCUCAAGCUGCAAUUUGGCCUCAUCAACUAUGAGAACCGCUACCUGACAGCUGAGGCCUUUGGCUUCAAGGUGAACGCCUCAGGUAUCAGCAUGAAGAAGAAACAGAUCUGGACCUUGGAGCAAGAUGAGCAAGAUGGGCAAGUAGUGUUCCUACGCAGCCACCUGGGACGCUAUCUGGCCUCUGACAAAGAUGGGAAGAUCGUAUGUGGGGCAGAGAAGCCUGACCCUGAAUGUCGUUUCCUUAUUGUGCCCCAGUCUGACGGUCGCUGGGCGUUGCAAUCCGAGCCCUUCCUGCGUUACUUUGGAGGCUCGGCUGACUACCUGUCCUGCUUUGCCCAAGUCAUUGGGGAACAGGAGCUGUGGGCCGUCCAUUUGGCCUUACACCCACAGGCCAGCCUGCUCAGUGUGGCUCGUAAGCGUUAUGCCCAUCUGUCUGCUUCAGAUGGUGAGAUCUCAGUGGACAGCAACAUCCCCUGGGGAGUGGACUCACUGGUCACCUUAGUAUACCUGGAUGGCAAGUACAGCCUGAAGACCUGCGAUAGUCGUUUUCUCAGCAGUGAUGGAAAACUGGUGAAGGAGAACACCAACAACACUAGCUUCACGCUGGAGCUGAAAUCUGGCAAGCUGGCUUUUAAGGACUGUGAUGGGAAAUAUCUGACCCCAGUGGGACCCACAGGAACGCUGCGUUCUGGCCGAUGCUCCAAGCCUGGAAAAGACGAGCUGUUUGAUCUCGAGGAGAGUCAUCCACAAGUAGUUUUUCAAGCCACCAAUAAAAGAUUUGUCUCAGUCAAGCAAGGAGUGAGCAUUUCAGCCAAUCAGGAUGUGGAGACAGACAUGGAGACCUUCCAGAUGGAGAUAGAUAAGGAGAGCAAAAAGUCUAUGUUCAGGACCAAUGGUGGCUCAUACUGGACUUUAGUGAGUCAUGGAGAGAUCCAGUCCACUGCCACAGAAGUUGAGGUCAACACAAUGUUUGACAUUGAGUGGCGAGGACGACGAGUAGCAAUCAGAGCAAGUAAUGGAAAGUAUGUCUGCACAAAGAAGAAUGGGCAGCUCUCAGCGGUCAGCGAUACAGUGGGUGAUGACGAAUUGUUGCUGAUGAAGCUCAUCAACCGCCCAAUGCUGAUCCUUCAUGGUGAGAAUGGCUUUGUGUGUCACCACAAGAACUCCAACACUUUGGAUGCAAAUCGGUCCGUCUAUGACAUCUUCUCACUGAUCUUCAAUGACGGCGCCUACAAUAUAAAAAGCGUGAACGGAAAGUUCUGGUACGUCUCUAACAGUGGCCUAGUGUGCUCAGAUGGAGAGAAGUCAGAGGACUUUUUCCUUGAGUUCCUGGAACAUGGACGUGUCGCUAUCAAGGGCUCCAAUGGCAAGUACCUCCGUGGAGAUCAGGGAGGUACACUCAUGGGUGAUGGCCCAUCUGUUGAUGCAUCAUCUCUCUGGGAGUACUGAUCCCUUCGAUGAGGGUUGUUACCGAGACCCUAACACACAGAUGCAUGAUCAGCUUUUGUCAGGUCUUAUGAAGCAGACUGACUGGAUAACAUUUUCAUGCCUGUUUUUAUACUAGGUAUCCUAUUCCAUGUUUUUUGUUUUGUUUUUCUUUUUUAAAUUGGGAAGGAGAGAACCUUUUAGAAGAAAAGCAUGUUUUUUUUCUUGUGAAUAUUAGAUGUUUUGUCUUUCAAAUGAAACAAAUGCCAACAUCAAACAACACAUACUGUGUGAAAAUGUAUAAAUUCAAAUAGGGAAUAGGGGAGUGGCUGUUACAAUUCUUUCAAACACACGCUGUUCAAUAUACACACAAUGGCAGCCAUGUUUUUGAAGACAGCCACACUGGUCACUCAUAAAACAUAGAGAAACAGAGGCUCAGUGCCUCACUCGGUUUGCUGCUGUUGUAAUUGUCACAAAUUUUCUUUUUAGCCUAUUCAGAAAGUAUUUUCAUUAAAUGCAACAAAAGGAACCUUCACUCCUUAUGUUGCUGCUAUAGUCCACAUGCUAAACAGACAAAAUAUCUUCAGAAGAUAGCAAAAAAAUAAAUAAAAAAUUUGCUAAUUAAAAUGUUGGCACAGACAAAGUCACAUCAGUGCUGAGCAACAUUCACACAGUCCAACUAAAAAUAAAUUAAAAAUAAAACCUGAAUCAUGAAAUCAUUCUUAGGUUUACUUAAAAAACAGGGAUACUCCAUCCAUCCAUCCAUUAUCUAUACACCGCUUAAUCCUCACUAGGGUCGCCGGGGGGGGGGCUGGAGCCUAUCCCAGCUGACUCGGGCGAAGGCAGGGGACACCCUAGACAGGUCUGUCGCAGGGCCACAUACAAAGACAAACAAGCACUCACACAUUCACACCUACGGGCAAUUUAGAAUAAUCAAUUAACCUCAGCAUAUUUUUGGACUGUGGGAGGAAGCCGGAGUACCCGGAGAAAACCCACGCAUGCACAGGGAGAACAUGCAAACUCCACAGGGAUACUCAUUUAUAGACAAAAAUUUUAAUUUCAUUUGCUUUAGGUCAGUAGACAGCUGCACCGAUAUAUAUAUUGUGCAACCUCUGGUGACAUAAGUGAUUUCUUACUUUUAAAUGCUCUCUAAGAAAAGUGCGGUAUGAGUCACGCUAAGUAAAGGUAAUGCUCCAUUGUCUUCAAAGGCUGCAAACGGCUGGAGCCAUGGUGCUUUCAUUUAUCUUAAUGGAACAUUUGCAGCUACCAUCAAAGAGCAUAAUGAAGCAAUUCAAGUGGACAUGAAAAACUAGAGCGUCUCACUCGCUUCUGCAAUGCUGAGAACGUAAAUCCAAAGAAGACUUAAGGCAGCCUCACCGCAAACACUGAAAUCCUUUUUUUUUUUUUUUUUUUUUUGCUAGCAUAGAUGUAACACACAAAAAGAUCACACAUGUUCAGGAACAAAGAAUACCAGAAGGAAUAUGGCCCAUCCAUAUCAGGGACAAGCAAGAAUCCAGAGAGGGAGCACAUAUAAAGCAUUUGAUGGACUGCACAUCAUUUUUAAAUGUACCUGGUAUGAACUCAGAAAAUGCUUCUGUGGUGUUCUGCCUAGGGGCCUUAAUCCAUACUUUACUCUAUCCCUUUAUACCUUGUUUUCAUGUUGGUGGGUAGCAAGAUAAGAAAAUACCAUGGAUUUUAAUAACAGAUAUUUUUGAAAAACAGCUUGCUGGAAUACUUUUAUCUAAAAAAAGUGUCAGGCCAAUACAACAGUGGCAACUUAUGGAAAUAUCAAGAAAGAAAAAUCAGUUUGAAUCAUAGCUUGAAUAUAAGAGAUGGACAUAGUCACUCACUGGUUUGUGGACUACAGUUUUAAAACUUCAAGUAUGGCAUUUUUUGCUGGUGUAAUGUCUGUUUUACUCUUAAUGGGAUCACAGUUCACAAAAUGAACAUUAUGCUGUAAUGAAGGAAACUUGAAUCUAGUGAUUGACACCAUGAGCUCGUUUAGAGAAUGUUUACUGAGUUAAUAAAUCAAAAAAGAUCAAGGUUUUAUUUUUUAGACCUGCAGGCUACGUCCAUCUUCUAUAUACAUUCUUAUGUCUCAAUGCAAAUCUUGAAAUAAUGUGUGUUUUCCAUCUGUUUGCCCACAGUCAGAUUAGAAUAUUCCAACAAUUUCUUCUGUGACUUUGCCCAGGGGUUGUUAGUCAUGCCCAGCCUCAUUCUGUCUGCAAAAUGUUCUGUCAGACAUCUUCAGAAGAAUUGGAAAACACAUUAUUUGACCUUUGUCGGAGUCAGGCUAUCCAUCUACCCUCUGCUUUCAGACUUUGUGCACAGCUAGACCAAGAACAUCCCACUGAAACCGAUAUCAAUAUUCUCAACUAACUGACAGGAAUCAGCUAUACUUCACAAAAUGGUAGAGUAUUCCUCUACUGAUAACUGCUUUUGAAAAUGAGAUCAGUAACUUGUAGUUGACCCUUACCCAACACACACUUUUUAAUGUGGAUACAUAUAUAUACACACACAUACAUACAUACAUAUAUACAUAUAUGUAUAUAUUUUUUUUUUUGGGGGGGGGGGGGGCUCAAUAUCUCACAUGACUCACUGAACUCAUUACAGACUCCUGACACUCAUCAGAUCACUAAGGGCACAAGCUGCCCAGACUUUAUUAGAAGUGAUGUUGGUGUGCAGUACUCAGGAAAACCUGAAAGUGUAUACAAUUAAUCCAGUAGAUUUUUGUCUGUUAUUUCCCCAGGAAAUAAUAAAAUCUGCAAUAGAUCAAGUGUAAUGUUGAAACCUGUGGUUUUGUGAUGUGUGCAAUUUGGAAUUAAUAGAGACACAUUUUAGAAAGCCAGUUCUAAAAUGCUUGGUUACCUAUACAACCUGUAUCAGCUCGACAGAGAGCUUCUGGCCAUAUUUUAGAAUGCAUUUAAUAUACAUAGACAUUUGUUGUUUUAUUAUCUUUGUUUUCUGAUAUGAUUUUUGAACAUUUUAUUGACAAUAAAAACUUGACAAUA
This is a messenger RNA of Amphiprion ocellaris (clown anemonefish), 4736 nucleotides long. It is a transcript of the gene fscn2a, whose product is annotated as fascin actin-bundling protein 2a, retinal. Gene Ontology annotation, cellular component: actin cytoskeleton; cytoplasm. Lineage: Eukaryota; Metazoa; Chordata; Actinopteri; Pomacentridae. The coding region runs from base 274 to 1749 and encodes 491 amino acids. The record is from RefSeq and is a predicted model, not a curated record. Gene Ontology annotation, molecular function: protein-macromolecule adaptor activity; actin filament binding. Gene Ontology annotation, biological process: actin filament bundle assembly; establishment or maintenance of cell polarity; cell migration. The transcript has 5 exons.